This is a messenger RNA of Dovyalis caffra, 756 nucleotides long. NCBI's taxonomy places the organism in Eukaryota, Viridiplantae, Streptophyta, Magnoliopsida, Malpighiales, Salicaceae. The record is from the annotation of a GenBank genome assembly.
AUGGAGAACUCUGAGAGUCAAAAUCUCAAAAGAAAUUCUGGUUAUGAGAGGCCUGAAGACAAGCACGACGGUGCUAGUGGCAAGUCUCAUCUACAGACAAACAAGCAGGUGAAAAUCCAAGAAGGUAGAAAAAACAGAGACAAGGAAGAUCAUGGAUGCGAUACUGGUUGGAUUUCAGAUAUAUCGAACAAUUUUCCUAUCAGAGGCAUUUUGAUUCCUGGACAAUACGAAGAUCUAGUCUCACUUGUGAGGCCAUUGAUGAGCAUUUCUGUAGAACAGACAAUGGAGAGUUUGGAGUCUUUGGCAUUUGAAUUUUUGGAGGGAACUAAGGGUCUGGUAAAGGCGGGAGCCAACGGUCAACCCCAUUAUGGUUUUGGUUUUGAAGUUCCUGGUCUCACAGGAAAGGUUCUUUCAUGCCCCACCAGUACUCUGAAAUUUCGACAGCAACGUGUCUCGUGUAGAGGACUUGCGUUUCCCAACGUCGUUUGUUUGUGGGCAUCAAUUUGCCUUGACAAUCAGCGUCUGACUGUAGGAUUAGAAAGGCUUUCAACAUCCUCUUGUGGCUCUCCAUCUUCCAACAAGAAAGCAAGACAAAAUGAUCUACCAACAUCAAGCAAAAGAUCUGCAACGCUAGCUGUUGAGCUGGCUGCUGCUAGUGACAGAAAUGACAAAACCUAUCACUACAAGUUACGUCACCAAGACAACUUGAGACUGGUGAAGUUCACCGUACUUCCGAGCACAAGCAAUCCAACAUGA